AUGCGGAUUUUUAAAACACUUCACUGGAAGCUAUGUAUUCUAUCAGUCUUGCUAGCACUCACAAUAUCGGUAUGGCGGGUCGACGCUGCAUUCAUACGUGGGCCGACUAAUUACCUGGUUGGCGUUGGAAUUUCAGAUGUAACUGGACCAGCUGCUGAUGUAAAUAUGAUGGGAUAUACUAUGCUUUCGCAGAAAGUGAAAGGAAUUCACUUACGUCUUCGCUCAAGAGCAUAUAUCGUAGUUGAUCAAAAUACGGGCAAGCGCAAUGUAUUCGCAUCAGUUGAUAUCUGUAUGGCCAGCACGCCGGUUCGUCGAUUGACUUUGACAAAAUUGAGCGAGAAAUUCGGUGAUAUGUACAACGAUUUGAAUGUUGCCAUAUCAGGAACACAUACACAUGCUGGUCCAGCUGGUUUCUUACAGUAUACGUCCUUCCAAAUUCUGUCGAGUGGUUACGUUAAAGAGAACACAGAAACCAUAGCUUCAGGCAUCUUUGACUCGAUUGUCAGAGCUCAUGAAUCUCUGCAACCAGGUAACAUCUAUGUUGCAAGCGGAGAUCUAGCUGAUGCCAACACCAAUCGCAGCCCGUACGCAUACGAUAACAAUCCACAAGUGGAGAAAGACCAAUACAAAACAAAUACAGAUACCGAAAUGGUUUUACUCAAAUUUACAACCACGGACGGCAAAGUUCUUGGAUCGGUUAAUUGGUUCCCAGUACACUGCACAUCCAUGUAUAACAAUAAUACAUACAUAUCGGGAGAUAAUAAAGGAUAUGCCGGGUAUCUGAUGGAGAAGACAUUCAACGGUCCAGACACUCUUCCAGGCACGGGAUCAGUCCAUGCAUUUGCACAAAGUAAUAUGGGUGAUGUUAGUCCAAACACACUAGGGGCGUUUUGUGAGGAUACAGGAGAACCUUGUGAAUACAAAACUAGUACCUGCAACGGUAAAAAUGAAUUAUGCCAAGGUCGUGGGCCCGGAUGGACCGUCAGUGACUUUGAAUCUACACGCAUCAUUGGUGAGCGUCAAGCGAAAAAGGCAAUGGAACUACUCGACAAUGCUGUGACCCCCGUCACUGGUUCCGUAGACUACAGACAUCAAUUUAUCAAUAUGCCUGAAUACUCUUUCGAGCUGAAUGGGAAUAAUGUUACACUGUGCAAAGCAGCAAUGGGAUACAGCUUUGCUGCAGGAACAACAGAUGGUCCAGGCGCCUUUGAUUUCAAGCAGGGCGAUAACUCGACUGGAAAUGCGUUCUGGAAUUUCGUUCGUGGGGCCAUUAAAAAGCCUUCUGCUGAGCUUGUCAAGUGUCAAGAACCUAAACCCAUUCUUUUGGCCACGGGAGAAACGACUUUUCCGUAUGCAUGGGGGCCAGCUAUCACAGAUGUGCAGGUGCUUAAGAUAGGAAACUUUGUUAUUCUUGCUGUGCCCGGAGAGUUUACUACCAUGGCUGGACGACGACUUCGUAAGGCUGCGAAAGAGACACUUGUCAAAAACGGGGUCAUCGGAGAUGAUGGUAUCGUUGUGCUUGCUGGUCCUGCAAAUGAAUACACCCACUAUGUAACCACUUUUGAAGAAUACACUAUUCAACGAUAUGAAGGUGCUUCCACGAUCUACGGCCCUAAUACUCUCGAUGCCUACAUCAACAUCUACAACGACCUCUCCAAAUCCUUUGCCGAUGGGAUCACGCCCAACCCAGGUGAUCCACCACCUGACCUAACUGGUAAAGCGAUAACUUUGUUAGCGGCUGUCAUUGUUGAUGUGCCGCCAAUUGGCAAAAAGUUUGGUGAUAUUCUUCAGAAUGUCGACGCAAAUUCGACGUUCACGCCUGGCCAACAAGUUUCUAUUCAAUUUGUCACUGGGAAUCCGAGGAAUAACCAUUUUCGAGAUGAUAGUUUCAUGUAUGUACAAAAGCUGGAUGAGAGUAAUGGACAGUGGGUGAACGUGAGAACCGAUGGUGAUUGGAGUACGCGGUAUAGCUGGCUGGACAAUAGUAAAGCAAGUGUUACCUGGGAGAUUGAACCCGAGACAGUUGCGGGCAAGUACAAGAUUGUGUAUCAGGGCAGUAAUAAGUUAUUGACGGGGAAAAUUGAGAAACAUAGUGGGGAGAGUUUGGAAUUCUUUGUAGAAAAAAGUUGA
Molecule: messenger RNA, 2130 nt
Organism: Paraglomus brasilianum
Lineage: Eukaryota; Fungi; Glomeromycota; Glomeromycetes; Paraglomerales; Paraglomeraceae
Source: the annotation of a GenBank genome assembly